Plasmodium vivax (malaria parasite P. vivax) is the source of this 4526-nucleotide messenger RNA. RefSeq lists its product as hypothetical. Lineage: Eukaryota; Apicomplexa; Aconoidasida; Haemosporida; Plasmodiidae. The record is from RefSeq and is a predicted model, not a curated record. The coding region runs from base 1 to 4323 and encodes 1440 amino acids. The transcript has a single exon.
AUGCAGACGAAAAAAAAGAAGGAAGGCGCUAAAGGAAGAGCCAUAUACAAUCAAGGCGUUUUGAAAAAAAAUGCAGUGGCCACAAGGAAGCAGUCACAAACAAAUGUAAGACACAUUGAUAAGUUAAAAAUUUUGAGUGAAAUAAAAAACGAAGGAAAGAAAAGCAUCCUUAUGGAGGGUAUAGAAAAAGCGAAAGAGAGAGCAAGUUUUUUAAACAAAACAGCGGAUAAAAACUCCAUGAGGGAGAAAAAAAACAGCAGCAGGGACAGCAGUCGAGGCACCGUACUCAAGUUCAGUGAGCCAAACAGAAAUAAAAGCUUGACCGACAAGGAGAAAAAGGAACAUGCCUAUGGCCGUGGUCCCAGUAAGGAGGAUACCCACCGAAGGGGCAGAACUACGAACACACAAGUGACACACAAUAGCAGGAGAAGAACAAACGAAAGGAAAACCUCCUCCAUGGGGAAGUUGCUGCUACGGGACGGCAUCAGGGAGGAAGAAAAUUUAUCCUCCUUGCUCCAAGGAUUAAGUAAAGAACGAAUAGGCAGGAGCGACGAAGGAGGAAGUAGUAGCAAGGAAAACGCGCGCGGCAGUAGGGGAAGUGCACGAGGAAGCAGGGGGAGCAUGCGAGGCAGCGGCGAAAGGGGCAUCAAGAGCUACCCGUGGCAGGCAAAGAGUGAAGAUCAGAAGGGCGCAAAGGGUGCGAAAGGUGCAAAGGUCGCCAGUAUUGCCACUAUUGCCAGUAAUGCGAAAAUCGGCAGCAAUGCCAAUGAUGCCAAAAUCGCAAAAAUUGCGAAGAGCGCGACCCAGGAAGAGAGAGUGAAAGAAGCCAAUGCGGCACACGUAAAAAAACUCGACGGAAGCGCGAAAAAUAAAAGUAAAAAAGACCACAUCGUGAUUGACGAUAGUAACAUUUACAUCGUGAUAGACGACCUGAACGAAAACCUAAACGAUAAAGCUGCAAUAAUAAACAAGCUAAACAUCACGAAUGAUACGUAUAAUUUUUUGAAAAAUAGCAAAAAUGAAAUGAGGGGGGGGAAGCGGAGGAACGCCAAUUAUUCCCUCAUGGGAGAGUCUCACCCGGUUAGCGGUAGGGGCGUGGACGGGGAGACACUCCAAGGGGCAGACGCCGAUGCAGAUGAGGAGGAUGGCUUCUACGAUGAGGGAGAAGAGGAGGACGAUGACGAGGCCCUGGACGAUGAGGAAGAAGACGGGGAAGAAGACGACGAAGAGGACGAUGAGGAGGAAGAGGAGGAGGACUACGAUUUUGAUAACAAGAGCGUUUCGAUAAGGGGCAUCGGGGAGGACUCCACGAACGAUGAGCUGGAAGAUUUAGAGAUUAGCAAAAUUUACGAGUCGUUUAAAACGGAAAAUCUGCACCCCUUCGAGGAAGCCGCGGAGGAGGAAGCGAAGCCCGAGGGCGCGCAGGGGGAGGGCCUUAUCGAGGAGACCUCCAAGAAGAAGGAGGGGAGCGGAGAGGCUGAAGGCGCAGUUGGGAGUGCGAAGGGUCAAGCGGAGGGUCAAGCGGAGGGUCAAGCGGAGGAUCAAGCGAAGGAACAAGCGAAGGAACAAGAGAAUGACCAAGCGAAGGAACAAGCAAAGGACGAACCGAAAGACCAAACGGAAGACCAAUCGAAAGGCGAAAACCUCGACAAAGAAGCGAAGAACGACCAGGCGGACGCGCCCGAACUGAAGGAAGCCAAACCGCUUUCCACAGACACCCCCGAGGGAGACGCCCCUUUACUGAACAAAGGCAACGUCGAAACGAACGACGAGGGGGUUGGGAAGUCGGACGAAGCGGCUAACCCUAAUUCGUUUGGGGGCAAAAGGAAGAUCAGUAGCAUGAAGUGGAAGGAGGCGCAGCCACAGUGGGAAGAAGCAUUGCAGGGGGUGGACGUAGGGCAACAGGAGGGCAAAUCAGCUCAGGGGGUCGAGAUGGGAAAUGAGGAAAACUCAAAUCAAAUGGGGCAGCAAUGGAGCGAAGCGUCAGUAAUGCACGUAGUACCAGUAGUGCCUCUACUACCCGUGAUGCACAUAAUGCCAGGGCUGCAAGAAUUAGGAAGCUUGCAGGAAAUGCACGGCCUACAUGAAGUGGGGGAGAAGUCCGAGCAGGAAGAACCAGAGGGAGAGAAAAGAAAAAGGAGAAAAAAAAUGGAAGAAAAAGGAAAAAGAGAAAAGCUAAAGUUUAGCAACGAAAGGGAAAGAAGGGAGCAUAAGAAUGACCAAUUGGACAGACUAUAUAAGCAGAUUAACAAAAUGGAUGUGGCCAUCCCGGGCGAGGUGGCAAAGAAGAGCGAAGGGGGUCCACAGGAAGGUCCACACGGAGGAGAUCCACACAAAGGAGACGAAUUCAACUACACACAGUACAGUAAGAUAGUGAAGCUGCUUUCCAUUUCGAAGGACAUUUCUAAAUAUAACGUGAGUGAGGACCCUACGGAUGACGACAGAGGGGGAGACUUCCCCAACGUAGGUGGUGCCUUCAAAGAAAGGGCGAAACACCUAGACAAGGCAGAUAGGGGUAGAAGCAAGCAGAAGGCAGGGCUACUUCCAUUUCAGAUGGAAAAUGGGCAGGGGAGUUCAUCUGACAAGAGGGGAAUGAAGAAGACGGGUGUAAAGGACUUUAGAAAGAGGGACGACUCGGCAGAGAGGAAAGAAGAAAAAAAAACAAAACUGAAGAGGAAAUAUAGCAAUGAGGGGGUAGAUAGUGGGUUAAAAACGGGUCCACAGGGUAGCCAGAAGAGUGACAGUCUGAAGGAACUCUCCGAAGGGAAGGAGGAAGAUCUGAUGAGUGGCGCGCACCAACCGGGAGGUGAGCCCGCCAAGGGUAUCGGCAUGUUAAGUAGUAAAAGGAAAAAUGAGGAGGAGGGUGAGCAAGAAAAUGUCAGCAAAAGGUUGAAAAAAGGCGAAGGUGUGGGCAGCGCGGACGGUGAGGACGGCGUGAAUGCCGCGGAUAGCGUGGAUGCCCCGGGUGGAGACGCGCCAGCGGGCGAGCAGAAAGAUGUCAGCGAGGAGCCCGCGGUUGUCGGGGAAAAGGGGGAGAAGGGUGAAGCGAGUGAGGAAGUCCAAACGGAGGUGCAACCGGGGCAGUCGGUGCAGUCGUUGCAAUCAGGGCAACCAGAAGAUGUAGACGGGAAGGAGGCAGCCGAAUGGAUUGGGGACAUGGCCGAAGAGGACGCCGAAGUGAAAGCUGUGCUGGAGGAAAUCAUAGAACAGGGCACCGCGGCGGGGGAAGAGGACGAUGAGGUGGAAGUGGAAGAAGGGGCGGCCGCGGUGGUGGAAGCGGUAGUGGAAGCGAUAACAGGUGAGGAGGAAGUCGAGGGGGGGAAGCACAUUGGCAGUGAAGUUGCAGAGGGGGAGAAGCAGAUUGGCUGUAAUGUUGAUGAGGGGGAGAAGCCGAUUGGCAGUGAAGUUGCAGAGGGGGAGAAGCAGAAUGGCUGUGAAGUUGACGAGGGGGAGAAGGAAGGCGAGACUGCCAACGCCUUGAACGAAGGCGAGAUCGUGCUGGUGGAGGAGGACGCGGAGGAAGACGUAGUGGAGCUGGAAGAUAAGGAAGUGUACGAAGAGGUGGAGGAGGAAGGGGAUGACAUCGUGGAGGUGGGCGAGGAAAAGGGAGCCCCUGCAGGAGUGACAGAGGAGGUGCUGGAGGUGGAGGGCGAGUCGGAGCAGAAGGAGGUUGUAGAAAUAGAGGAGGAGGAUGGCGACGGGGCUGCCCCAAAUGGGGGAGAAGUUAACAUUGGCAGGGAGGGGAAAGAAGGAGAGGAAGAGGAGAAGGCCGAAUCGGACAAGUUCGAGGAGGUAGCGGAGGAGGAGGUGUACGAGGAGGUGGAGGAGGCGAAGGACGAGGAGUAUGAAGAGGUGGAAGAGGUGGAAGGAGCGGAAGAGAUGGAAGAAGUGAAAGAGGUGGACGUGGUAAACGAGGCAGACGAGGUGGAAGUGCAGGAAAGCCAAAAGGACGCAGCCACAGAAGAAGUGGCGAAAGAGGAUGUCCCUGUGACUGAGGGUAUACACAGCGAACAAAAAAGUGACUCACAGGAAAAGGAGCAUAACCGUAAGCCCAUCGAAAGUGCAAAUGAGAUUGUCGUGGAGGACAGCAGCAAAGAGUAUGAUGUAGCCGACCAUGGUGGCAAUGAUAACGGCUCGACCAACUCCGAUUGCACCGAUUUGAAUGCCUCCUCGAGGAAAGAAGCGCGUGAAGGUGCAAAGGGUUGCGAACUUGUAGAGGAAAGCUCACUCCAAGUGUUGGAUGAGUUGAGCGGCGGCGAACACGUAGAAAUGGGAGCGGAGGGAGCCGAUCAGAGCGUUUGCCGCCAGGUGGAAAAGUGCUAAAUGAAACGGUACAAUCGAUGUAGUGGAAGGCCAUUCCCCUGCCGCCAAAGGGGGGAAUACAAUAAGGUGCUCCUACAGUCCCAUGUUGAAGCGGUUUCUUCUGUAGUAUUAUGCACCACCGCAAACGUAGAGCAGAUGAACCCCCGCUAAAGGAGUACAUCGCCCACGGAAGCUUCCCAGCCGGCGCCCCAUGCGCAUUCUCA